Molecule: messenger RNA, 1407 nt
Organism: Pseudocercospora fijiensis CIRAD86
Lineage: Eukaryota; Fungi; Ascomycota; Dothideomycetes; Mycosphaerellales; Mycosphaerellaceae
Exons: 8
Coding region: 1-1407 (468 amino acids)
Source: RefSeq, a predicted model, not a curated record
AUGGCAGCUUGCAGGUGUGGGCGCUUCGUCGUGACGAGUGCUGGCGCGUUGACCGAUCACGAGCUUGUGCAGCCCGCUCGAUCUCAGCCUGUGAAGGAGGGCGGGUGCGGCAUGUACCAGGCAGGUCCUAGGGACUAUAGAUGUGUGGUGGAUGGUGCGUCGUCGGGCGGAAUGGUAGUCGUCGUCGGCGGUGUCGCUGUCCGGGCCGAUGGGGCGGUGCAGACUAGAACUGGGCCUGGCAAGAACGCACAGCUAGCACAGCACAGUGGGCUUGCGAAUGCUACGGGGCGACCCUUCUCUCUCGCACUGCCCUGCCCUGCCCUUCCACCGAGAUCCCUGCCGCCUCCCAGGAUACCGGCUGGAGUCGAGUCCACAGCGCGCGCAACUCGGCCGCUGCGAAUUUUGGUGCUCCACGCGUUGCAGCAGACAGGAUCAAAGACCGCAAUGUUCAUCAGACAACAAGAAGGGGUCAUUCCAACGCCCGCAAGAAGGUUCGGCCUACUGGGCUCUAAGCUAAAAACACUCGUGGCGUCCCAUCAUCAGACGAGACCCUUUGUCGGACGUGAUGACUGUUCAUUAUUUGCCUUUCGGCCCAAGCCCAAACACGGCUCCUUCGCACAGCAGUAUCAACGCCGCCGACUUUGUGACGGAGCGUGGUGCACGGCAGCAUCGCACGAACCGCUGCCAUCUCCACCAUCCCCUCGCUUCCGUUUCUCUGCACGUGACCUUUCACCUCGCUUUGAGGACGAGGCGGCACAUGGCCUUAUGUACGUCUGUGCGACCUGCGUCAGAGCCAAGCGGUCAAGCGGUACGGGUAUGAUGAUGUGCCUCAUUUCACGCGCGCGCCAUGUGAUACAACCAAUGAACACUUCCUCCUAUUAUUAUGCCAUCCACCUCCCGUUGCAGCUGCAUACAGGAACUGCCUCCCCCACCCCACAUCCAAUCACAUCAAUUCAGGGACACAACGUUAUUUGGCUCCAUGCAAGUCGACGUCAUCCGGCCUGCGUAUCCUGGAUCAUAUCAGCGAGGCCUAUAGAUCUUGAAAUUUGCUCUUCCAGCUUCCAGCUAGCAAACAACAAUACCAAUGCCACUUCAAAAGGGCUCUCAGCUACUACCCACAGAAGCCCCGGCACUGCCAAGCCAACUCCGACAGCCAUCUCUUGCAAUGCCCUGUCUCAACCUCUGGCAUGCCUGAACACCACAAGCCUGCCAGUGACGUCUACAUACAACUCGACGUCAACAUUCUCUCCUGACAGCAAGCAACGUCGGCCGGCCCUCCUAGACUCGCUGCUGCUCAAAUGUCCGCGAACUCUCCUCGUAUAUAGAGAUCUUACGUAUGUACACAUGGGCCCGAAAAUUUACCGUCGAACUUGCAUUGGGCUUCUACCCGCCCGAGCCCUAGCAUAA